This is a messenger RNA of Lytechinus pictus (painted urchin), 1797 nucleotides long. RefSeq lists its product as uncharacterized. Bases 9 to 452 code for a protein of 147 amino acids. The transcript has 4 exons. NCBI's taxonomy places the organism in Eukaryota, Metazoa, Echinodermata, Echinoidea, Temnopleuroida, Toxopneustidae. The record is from RefSeq and is a predicted model, not a curated record.
UUUCUUAUAUGAUCCUUAAGCAUCUUAUUUGUGUUAUUUUCAUAGAUGAACUUUCCCGCCCUGAGAAAGAUGAAGAUAUCACUGCAGGCCUUGCUUCAUCAUUGUUCCCUUCAAAGAGGUUCAAAUAUGAUAGCAGUGAUGAGGAAGGUGAUGAUGAUGGAGUUGUGGACAUUGAUCCAAAGGAGGUAAAAUCUACAGAAACUGUGGAAGAAGAAGAAUCAAAGGGCAUGUCUGUUCCACAAGCAUUCUUCUUUCUACCAAAUGACCCUAGACUUACAGUUGGAUCCCAGAUGUUUUGUCGACCCAAAGACCAAGCUACUAUGAUGACAACCUGGCAAGAAGUGAAAUCUCAGCUGCAAAAUGACUUCCGCAAGAGACAUCAGAAAGCUGUACGGGAUCAGAAGACAUCAAAGAAAUGGCAGAAGAAACCAGCAAAGAGUAAAAAAUUAUGAUUAAUAUGAUGUAUGGAUGUGCAAUCUGAGAUCAUGUGAUAUUUGUGAACAUAUGGAUUCUUGUUAGCGUUACUUUCAAUCAAUGAGUUUAAAUAUGAAUGAAUUUGAAAUUGAAACAAGUCAAUCCCUUAAUCCUUGAUACAUCUCGUAUUAUUUCUAGAAUAGAUCUAAGAAACAAAUUUGCUAGAUGUCAAAUAAUUCAGUUUUGUUAAUAAAGUGAAAUUGUGACCUAAAAGUUUAAAAUAUAGUUUUUCUUCCAUAUUAUUAAACAAGACAAAACAGAAGCAAAGAAAAAUGUCCCUGAAAUAUGUACUCUUUGUCCGGAUGUAAAAUAUAUCGAGCUAUAAUAUGUAAAAUAAUUGACAAAAACUUAUGUUAUUUAAAAAUUGAAUUAUAAUUCCCAUAUUAAAUUAUCAAAAACUGAAAAAUUUGUUUACUGCUAAGAUUAUUAAUUGCACAAGAAUUAUAUUGCUGACAUUGGAAAUAUUGCGCAAGAAUUGAUAUGGAUAUAUAUUGGAACGCAUGACAAUUGAACACUAAACGGAAAUCAGAUCACUUAUAGGUAAUCUUAAUCCUUUCGGAAUUUGAAGAAUGUACACCCUUUUGAUUGCUCACUUGACCAUUUCAUUUACUUGGCUGGACCAUUUUAGAUCAUUUUGAAUAAGUACUCCUAAUAAUUUCACAACUGUUGCCUCACUUAGUUUAUAAUCACCAAAGCAUAUCUUUGGUGUAAUAACAUCAGAACGCAUAAAGUGGACAUUCAUUACUACGCAUUUACGGGGGUUUAACUUCAUGUUAUUCUGAUGUGUCCACUGUUGAAGUUCAUUACACUGUUCUGUAUAGUGGAAGUCUUAUUUACUCACGGUUCAAUUUAUCAUAGAGCAUGAUUGUGACUGAGUUGACUUUAAUUCAGAGCUUUCUAGUAAUGGAGGGAUAUAAGGUUUUUUAUCAGAAUAUCAAGGUACAUGUACAGUUGUGCUCAAGAGUUAGUGAACCCCUUCCACUAAAAGCACUCCUUCAUGUAGACAACAACAUAACAGUGUUCUGUGAGCUCAGAGAAACAAACUUGAUUGAAUGUAAUAUCACCCGAAUUCACAAUUGAAUAUUUAAAACCUCGCAGAACUUGAACACUUUCAAAUACGUUAAUUUCCUGGUGUGGUUCACUACCUUCUGAGCACAACUGUGUGUGUAUGUAGAUGAUUCUUGAAGUUUUGCAUAGAAGAGGCUUACAGUUCACCUUGUGGUUAGUCAUGGAAAGGACUUUUAGAUAAUGGAAUGAAACUGAUGGAAAUUGAAUUACCUGAAAGUGAGAAGUAUAUUUUAUGACAUAAGGUGUGCUCCUUAA